Messenger RNA from Lachancea nothofagi CBS 11611, 429 nucleotides. The record is from the annotation of a GenBank genome assembly. Lineage: Eukaryota; Fungi; Ascomycota; Saccharomycetes; Saccharomycetales; Saccharomycetaceae.
AUGAGCUUGAGAUCAACUGAAACGCGAAGGUCGACAACAACAUCAUCAGACACACUAUCGACAAUGGCUGAAGAACGCAGUUACCGCAUGUUGGUGCUUUUAGAAGAUAAAGUGGAGGACUCGACAGCUGGAGCAACGGUUAUCGAGAAUUCAGAGGCUUCCCAAACACCCAAUGCUACACACGAAUUCGUUGACGAGCUGAUAUUGCCCUUCGAAAUAGAAGACAUGGACAAGCUAAAUCGGUGGUUUGACAAAUUCGAUGCCGAUAUUUGCAUUCCCAACGAGGGAUUCAUAAAAUAUGAGAUCAGUAGCGACGGGCUCGUUGUCUUAUUACUGGAUAGGUCCAAAGAAGAUGUGGUGAGUCAAGUUCGCGAAUUUGUCGAAUCUACGAAAAUUGAGUAUAGCGACGAUGACGAUGAAUCAAGCUAG